GCCUUUGGGAACGCCAAGACCGCCCACAACAACAACUCCAGCCGCUUUGGAAAAUUCAUCCAGGUGAAUUACCUGGAAAGUGGAGUAGUCAGAGGUGCUGUGGUGGAGAAGUAUCUGCUGGAGAAGUCUCGCCUGGUGUCCAGAGAGAAGAACGAGAGGAACUACCACGUGUUUUACUACCUGCUGUUGGGGGCUUCAGAGGAGGAGAGGAAGGAGUUCAAGCUGCUGCCGCCUGAAGAGUACUUCUACCUCAAGCAGCAAAACUUUAAGAUCGAAGAUGAGGAGGACCUUCGGCACGACUUUGAGCGUCUGCAGCAGGCGAUGGAGAUGGUGGGCUUCCUCCCCGCCACCAAGAAGCAGAUCUUCUCCGUGCUUUCUGCCAUCUUGUAUCUGGGCAACGUGACCUACAGGAGGAAGUCGACGGGGAGAGAUGAGGGUCUGGACGUGGGACCCCCGGAGGUCCUGGCCACGCUCUCUGACCUGCUGAUGGUAACUCACUUGGUGCAGGGUUGGGGAGGAAGUGAUCAUAGCAUCCUUUGUAGCACAGCAGGGGCAAGUGGCAAGCACCUUUAAAUACAAUCAGAUCAA
Messenger RNA from Gymnodraco acuticeps, 588 nucleotides. RefSeq names its product unconventional myosin-IXb-like. Gene Ontology annotation, biological process: intracellular signal transduction. The record is from RefSeq and is a predicted model, not a curated record. Gene Ontology annotation, molecular function: ATP binding; GTPase activator activity; microfilament motor activity. The transcript is spliced from 5 exons. NCBI's taxonomy places the organism in Eukaryota, Metazoa, Chordata, Actinopteri, Perciformes, Bathydraconidae. The annotation marks the transcript as partial. Gene Ontology annotation, cellular component: myosin complex.